GAGAACCAAGCGUGUCAACUCAAGAGAGGCGUCAAGUUAUUAAACGGGGGGUAUUAAAAGAUGUGAUUGCUUGACACUGGGGUGUCAGAUGAAUGUGGAUUGCUGUGCGGACGGAGCUGGAAGUUUGGGAUACUUACCUGACGAGAUCGGUGGAGACGGUUAGGAUUUGCAGAUUUGUCCGGAGCAUAGGAUUUGGAAUUAUCUACUACAAUAUGGGUGAUGAAGAGAAUGCAGCCUUAGUUAUUGACAAUGGAUCUGGGAUGUGCAAAGCCGGAUUUGCGGGCGACGAUGCACCAAGAGCUAUCUUUCCCUCUAUUGUGGGUCGGCCUCGUCAUCAGGGUGUAAUGGUCGGCAUGGGACAGAAGGACAGCUACGUUGGUGAGGAAGCCCAGAACAAGAGAGGUAUCCUGACCCUCAAGUACCCCAUCGAGCAUGGCGUCGUCACUAACUGGGAUGACAUGGAGCGAAUCUGGCACCACACCUUCUACAAUGAGCUACGUGUGGCUCCGGAGGAGCACCCCAUACUAUUGACUGAGGCCCCGCUGAAUCCAAAAGGCAACCGAGAAAAAAUGGUUCAGAUCAUGUUUGAGACGUUCAACUGUCCCGCAGCCUACGUCGCCAUCCAGGCCGUUCUCUCUCUAUAUGCAUCAGGUCGCACCACCGGGAUUGUCCUGGACUCUGGUGACGGUGUCUCCCAUACUGUACCCAUCUAUGAAGGGUACGCCUUACCCCAUGCGAUAUGUAGGCUGGACCUGGCCGGGCGUGACAUGACGGACUACUUGAUGAAGAUAAUGACGGAGAGGGGCUACUCCUUCACAACAACUGCUGAACGUGAAAUAGUCCGCGAUAUCAAGGAGAAGUUGUGCUACGUUUCGUUAGACUUUGAACAGGAAAUGAAGCUAAGCAUUGGAAGCUCAGCGAUAGAGAAAAGUUAUGAACUCCCAGAUGGGCAGGUUAUUACUAUAGGGAAUGAACGUUUCCGAUGCCCAGAGUUGAUGUUCCAGCCCUCAUUCAUCGGCAUCGAGUCAAGUGGUAUACAAGAAACGACCUAUCAGAGUAUAAUGAAAUGUGACGUCGAUAUACGCAGAGACCUCUACGCCAAUACCGUCCUGUCUGGAGGCUCCACCAUGUUUGCCGGUAUCGCCGACCGCAUGCAGCGCGAGCUGACGGUCCUGUCUCCAAACUCCAUGAAGGUGAAAGUGGUGGCCCCUCCGGAGAGGAAGUACUCGGUGUGGAUCGGAGGCUCAAUCCUGUCGUCGCUCUCGACGUUCCAGCAGAUGUGGAUCAGCAAGCAGGAGUACGAUGAAAUGGGUCCUGGCAUAGUACACAGGAAAUGUUUCUAGAACCCUCCUUUAGAGAAGGUACAUUCAAUGUCCCCCCUUUCUAGCUUCCCCCCCCCCCCCCCCAAAAGUAAAAGAAAGUUCUAAGACAUAAUGUUUUAAGGAAAGACAAGAUAUAGUCCAUCAACCUCUACAAAAGGAAAAAGGUUAAAACAUGAGGCUUAAGGCAAGGGUGCAGUGAAUGAUGUAAUAACAGUAAUAUGAAGAGGGCUAGGAAAUGUUUAAACAAAAAAAACAGAUUGUUUGAAGGAAAGACAAUAUACAGUUCAAUAAACCUAGAGCAAAAGCAAAAAAGAAAGGAAGUUAAAAAAUGAGGCUUAUUAGGCAAGGGUGUUAAGAAUGAUGCAUCAAACAGUAAAAAAUGAACAGGGACAGGAAAUAUACAAAGAAAAUUGUCAAAACAUAAAAAAAGAAAGAAUCUGAGCGAACCAAUUUGUAACAGUACAAACAAAUAUUUCCAUACUUCUUUGAAGUAAUAGUUUGUAACAAGAUUUAGAUUGCGGUUUUCAUUUAGAGACACCGCGGAAGUUUUCAAAUUGAUUGUCUAUACAAUAGCGAUUUGGGAAUUCAAACAUCACUUUUAAAACCUCAGUACUAAUCAGUUUUAUAAAAGAGCACUUUUGUGUGAGCUUCAAAGUGACCGGGUAUUAUAUCAUAACGACCUUAAAGCCAGUGGACACUAUUGGUAAUUACUCAAAAUAUUUAUUAGCAUAAAACCUUUCUUGGUGAAGAGUAA
Molecule: messenger RNA, 2076 nt
Organism: Asterias rubens (European starfish)
Lineage: Eukaryota; Metazoa; Echinodermata; Asteroidea; Forcipulatida; Asteriidae
Product: actin-5-like
Exons: 6
Coding region: 93-1343 (416 amino acids)
Source: RefSeq, a predicted model, not a curated record